AUGCUCCUGAAACCAGGGUUCAACCACCUAUCACGCUGCAAGUCCUCCUACAACCUGCCCUCAAUACUUGCAGCUUUGUCAACACAGGCUCAAGCAAGCAAGACACCGCGGCCCGAAUAUUCUCAACCCCCGCCAGAGCCCCCUGGUGCCUUUGCCGACCCUCCCGGUCCCUUCAGUCAUGCGCAUCGAGUCCUUCUCUCAGCUGCUCGCCAUGGCGUUGCUAGCCUCAGCAUCGUCUGUAACGGGCAUACCAUCGGAGAUCCGGAUCCGUGA
Messenger RNA from Ustilaginoidea virens, 273 nucleotides. RefSeq lists its product as uncharacterized. The transcript has a single exon. NCBI's taxonomy places the organism in Eukaryota, Fungi, Ascomycota, Sordariomycetes, Hypocreales, Clavicipitaceae. The coding region runs from base 1 to 273 and encodes 90 amino acids. The record is from RefSeq and is a predicted model, not a curated record.